Molecule: messenger RNA, 354 nt
Organism: Penicillium waksmanii
Lineage: Eukaryota; Fungi; Ascomycota; Eurotiomycetes; Eurotiales; Aspergillaceae
Product: mitochondrial 37S ribosomal protein uS14m
Exons: 3
Coding region: 1-354 (117 amino acids)
Biological process (GO): translation
Cellular component (GO): mitochondrial small ribosomal subunit; ribosome
Molecular function (GO): structural constituent of ribosome
Source: RefSeq, a predicted model, not a curated record
AUGUCGAAAAUGGCGUCUAUGUUCCGCCCUAAGAAGCUUGAUCUCUCUGGGUUUGUCAACACCCGUUUAAUCCGUGACCACAACAAGCGCAAUGCCGUUGAACAGACCGAGCCCGAACGCCAAGCGCUCCGCUACAUGAUCCGCAACACCAGUCUUCCCCAGCGAGUCCGCGCCCAGGCUCAGCUCCAGCUCUCCCAGAUGCACGCCUACACCCGCCCAACCCAGAUCAAGAACCGCUGUGUGGCCUCAGGAACUGCGCGUGCUGUCUUCCGUGACUUUAGAAUCAACCGAUUCCAAUUCCGUAUGCAGGCGCUUGCGGGUGAGCUUCCAGGAGUCAAGAAGGCCAGUUGGUAA